This is a messenger RNA of Eimeria mitis, 963 nucleotides long. RefSeq lists its product as uncharacterized. The coding region runs from base 1 to 963 and encodes 320 amino acids. The record is from RefSeq and is a predicted model, not a curated record. NCBI's taxonomy places the organism in Eukaryota, Apicomplexa, Conoidasida, Eucoccidiorida, Eimeriidae. The transcript is spliced from 5 exons.
AUGGAGACACGGCAGCAGCAGCAGCUGCUGCAGCGGCUGCAGCAGCAGAACCCAGAUCUUGCUGCUCAGCUGCUGCUGCAGCUGCAGCAGCAGCACGCGAAGCAACGCAUGCUGCGGCAGCAGCAAGCCAGACACAAGUGGGCCAGGCUAGCAGCGAGGUUUGGGGGCAAAGACAUGCAAGCAGAAAUCAGCAGACAGCAACAACGCGGGCUGGAUGAGCGUCGAGCGUUAGAAAAGGCGGUGAAGGGGCAGCAGCAAAGCGACGCAAGCGAAGAAGAGGGCCCCGGCAGCGGCGGCGAUGAGUCUGAUGAGGAGACAGCAGAGCCAAAGACAGCAGGAGAGAAGCUGCAUGCACUGCGCGCAGCAACAGCAGCAGCAGCAGCAGCAGGAGCAGCAGCAGGAGCAGCAGCAGCAGCAGAAGCUGCAGAUACACCUGAACUGCCUACAAAGGGUCUAUUUGGCCUCCCCUUUGUCAGGAGGGGGAUAGAAGCAGCAAGAAAAGAAGCAGCAGCACUGCAUGCAAAGAUAGAGAGAAGGAGACAGCAACGAGCAGCAGGCAUACCCACCAGCAGCAGCAGCAGCAGCAGCGGCAGCAGCAGUGAGGAAGAAGACAGCAGCAGCAGCAGCAGCAGCAGCAGCAGCAGCGACAGCGACGACGGAGAGGCUGAAGAAGCAGAAGCAGGGGAGAGUGCUGCAGCAGCACGCAGCAGGAGAGCAGCAGCAGCAGCAGCAAAGCUGCGUGUGUCUGCUGCGAAGCAAAAGAAGAAAAACAAGAAAGCAGCAGCAGCAGCAGCAGCAGCAGCUGCUGCUGCUGCUGCUGCUGCACCUCCCCCAGUAGAUAAAGAAGAACUGCAGCAGGCGGAGACCCUUGUCUCCUCUGUCUUAGAGAAGGCAGCAGAGAAUGAGCCCACUAAGACGCUGCAGGAAGGCUUGGAAGACUUCGUAGGGCUUUUGCAAGAAUGA